Chondrus crispus (carragheen) is the source of this 1071-nucleotide messenger RNA. RefSeq lists its product as hypothetical. Bases 1 to 1071 code for a protein of 356 amino acids. Gene Ontology annotation, molecular function: aldose reductase (NADPH) activity. Gene Ontology annotation, cellular component: cytosol. NCBI's taxonomy places the organism in Eukaryota, Rhodophyta, Florideophyceae, Gigartinales, Gigartinaceae. The transcript is spliced from 2 exons. The record is from RefSeq and is a predicted model, not a curated record.
AUGUCCCCCAGGCCUCCCCUGAAAGCACACGUGUCGGCGCCAGAGCCGGGCGAUCCUUCUGGUUGGAUGUUCUUGCAGAGAAGCACCUCAACCCACUCUGCCUGCCUGUCUUUCCUGCCCUACAAACCGCCUCUCCCAUCCGCGCCUCUCUUCCUCCUUCCGUUACCCUCUCCCAAAAUGAGGAUCCCUACUCUCCCGCUUGGCCACCCGCCCCACCCCCCGCCCCUCCCCUCUCUAGGCCUUGGCACCUGGAAGGCCCCGAAAGGCGUCACCGCUCCCGUCGUGACCGCCGCCCUCCGCGCCGGUUACCGCAUGCUCGACUGCGCUUGCGACUACGGAAACGAGCAAGAGGUCGGCGCGGGCAUCUCAGACGCACUGUCGGCCGCCACAGUCACGCGCGACGACAUAUUUGUUACCUCUAAGCUCUGGAACACCUUUCAUAAACGCGAGCAUGUUAAGCCGGCCCUCCUCCGCUCUCUGGCAGACCUGCGCCUGCAGAAGCUCGACUUGUACCUCAUGCAUUUUCCCAUCUCUUUGGCCUACACGUGGAAGGCCAUGGAGGCCCUCGUCGACGAGGGGCUGGUUUCGCAUAUUGGCGUGUGCAACUUUCCAGCGGCACUGCUCAUGGAUUUGUUGAGCUACGCGCGCAUAAAACCGGCCGUUUUGCAAGUGGAGAUGCACCCGUACUUGCAACAAGUAAAUUUACUCGAGCUGUGCAAACGCGAGGGCGUGCAGGUGACAGCCUUUUCGCCGUUGGGAGCGAGCAGUUAUGUGGAGCUCAACAUGGAUCGGGGAGAUCGCCUGUUGGACGACCCCGUGUUGAAAAAGAUUGCGGAGAAGAAAGGUUGCAGCGUGGCACAGGUUGCGCUUCGGUGGGGGGUGCAGAGGGGGACUAGCGUCAUUCCCAAGACUUGCAAAGUGGAGAGACUGGGACAGAAUAUGGAUGUAUUUGGGUUCGAGUUGGAUAAACAGGAGAUGGCGGAGAUCGCCGCACUGGAUCGGGGGACUAGGUACAACGACCCGGGUGUGUUUUGCAAGGGCAUGGGGCACAGCAUACCGAUCUACGACUGA